This is a messenger RNA of Glycine soja, 360 nucleotides long. RefSeq lists its product as uncharacterized. The transcript is spliced from 2 exons. The record is from RefSeq and is a predicted model, not a curated record. Bases 1 to 360 code for a protein of 119 amino acids. Lineage: Eukaryota; Viridiplantae; Streptophyta; Magnoliopsida; Fabales; Fabaceae.
AUGAGAGCAGCCCAAAGUAGGCAGAAGAGCUACUAUGAUAAGAGAAGAAAGGAUCUUGAAUUUGCUAUAGGUGAUCAUGUAUUUCUGAGAGUCACUCCGUGGACUGGGCUCAGAAAAUAUGUCCAUGAUCUGUCGCACGUGAUCGAAUUAGACAAUGUCCAAGUGAAAGAGAACUUCACAUAUGAAACACAACCACUGAGGAUCGACGAUCGUAUGGUUAAGCAGCUAAGGGGGAAAGAGAUUCCCUUGGUCAAAGUAGUAUGGGGAAGUGCUUCGGGUGAGGAUGCCACCUGGGAACUAGAGGGUCAGAUGCGUGAUGCAUAUCCUACCUUAUUCGAUACCGGUAAGUUUCAGGGGUGA